UUAGAUGAAAUAACAUGCACACUUCAGACAAAUGGGACUAUUGAAUCCAGGUUCUAGAAGAAAUAGGCCCUACUAGGUUUAUAUUCAUUAAUAGUUGAAGCCUAAUUGUACAAUCUUCAACAAGAAACACGGAUUUGUGCAUAAUUGUGAGAAGAACGCAAAUCGAGUAAAAGGUUUUUACCAAUGAAGUGGUGAUGCUGAUGAUUCCAGAACCAAUAAUGAAACUUUGGUGACUCGUCAAUACGUCGUGUCCUGGUCGUACUAAGGUUAACAAUGGAUUAUCUCAACACUACUUCAGUGGUACCAGAGGAUACAGAUCCAAGCACCAGCCAUGCUAAACCGAAGUACUUUAAAAUCGCUAUUACCAUGUGCGUGUUGGGUGCAAUUGGUGUGCUUUCAAAUGCAGCAUUGAUUGUUGUUAUAUUGAUUAACCGCAAAAUGCGAAACUCCGCCAUUAUUCUCAUUGUAAAUACAUCUGUAUGGGAGAUCGUUAUGCUAUCUAUUUUUGUUCCAUUUAACGUGAGUUAUUUGCUAACUUCUUGUUUCUUAUUUGGAGAAUUUCUGUGCAAGGUAUUGAAUGGAGUAGCACUUUUUUCCAGUGCGGUUUUAAUCUACACUUUCGUCGCCUUAAGUUUUGAUCGUUAUAUCGCUGUUGCAUACCCACUAGAGCCUAAUAAAGCUUGGACCGCCACACGCACAAUUCUAACCCUGAUGAUUAUCAACCUUGCUGGAGUCAUUUUAUCUAUUCCCAAGGUAGUAUCAGCAAGGGUGGUAUACUUUAACAGUAACACUUGCCCGAUGUGUUUGCACCUUAACCACGGUACAAUCGCGGCUAAAGUGUACGUUGUUCUCAUGUUUAUGUUUUCCUACGUUGUUCCAUUGCUUUUUACAGCUUUCAAUUACGGACGUAUUGCACGCGUCCUGUUUAAAAGUGUUGACACAAAUAAGCGUCAUGGAGUGGAUCAUCACGCCAAUUCACGCAUUCGUCUCGCAAGAAUCUUACUUGUAAUGGUUGUUGUUUACGCGGCUCUUCUACUACCUAGACACAUCUUUCUUAUCGGCUAUCAAUUCAUGUAUCAUGAUGUAUAUAGACUGAAUCAGUUUGCAUUAAGAAUUUACGGGUUUGCGACCGUCUGUUUCCUAUGUUCGUCGUUCGUCAACCCGGGUGUCCUAUUCUUUAUCACGGGCUACAGCCGAAAUUGUUGUAAAGCGGUUAAACAACAAUCUGCCACGGUCCUAGUGAAGUACCGCAAAUCAAAUAUAAGAAACGGCACUAAGUCUACUAGUUCAAGUAGUAGUGCCAGAGCAUCACUGUAAAUUGAUGAUUCAACCAUAAACUGUACAGCACGGAAUAGGCCCUAUGUUCGGAAAAAAUAAAAUUAAUGAAGUUAUAUAGGCUUAUAUUCUAAAAAUAAACCACUAUAAUCUGAUUUAAUGUAUUGCUGCACGAAUAUCUCCAUGAAGUCAAUGAAGCUGCAUGCUGCGUAGGCCUGCUUGUCAACGAUAAAUUGAUUAUGGUUAUGUUCUCACACGGCAGCUAACGGUGCUGCUGUGCGUCCAUGCGAGAAAAUUCCGAUCCGGCUACCAACAAUAUGAUUAUCGAAUCACUAGCCAAUAAGAAACUGGAAAUUGUAAACGCGUACGUGUGAUUGGUUGAUGAUAGAAAGGCCCUCAACUUGCUAACCAAUAGCGCUUGCUAACCGUUAGCGUAUCCGGAUACCGCUAACGGUUAGCGCAAACCGAUCGGGCGUUCUCACGCAGGUGCUAACGGUUAGCGCUAACGGUUAGCUCCCCAUCCGGAUACUAGGGCUUUCGUGAGAACCAGGCUAACGGGUAUAAUAACUUUUUAUGUGCUAAUUAUGAUCGUUUAUGUUGUCAUUGUCAUUGUUAGUGAUACUGUUACAGUUAUUGUUAUUGCGAUUGUCAUUUUUAUUGUUUAAUUAUAUAUAUAAUAAUAAUAAUAAUAAUAAUAAUAAUAA
Messenger RNA from Anneissia japonica, 1979 nucleotides. Its product is annotated as neuromedin-B receptor-like. Gene Ontology annotation, molecular function: G protein-coupled receptor activity. Gene Ontology annotation, biological process: G protein-coupled receptor signaling pathway. Bases 274 to 1317 code for a protein of 347 amino acids. Gene Ontology annotation, cellular component: membrane. The transcript has 2 exons. Lineage: Eukaryota; Metazoa; Echinodermata; Crinoidea; Comatulida; Comatulidae. The record is from RefSeq and is a predicted model, not a curated record.